This is a messenger RNA of Chara braunii, 1993 nucleotides long. NCBI's taxonomy places the organism in Eukaryota, Viridiplantae, Streptophyta, Charophyceae, Charales, Characeae. The record is from the annotation of a GenBank genome assembly.
UGUUAAAUCCAGGAUCGAGGCGGUCUUAUAUCUCAAAGAAGGCAAUUCGUAAGUUGCAUACGGGAAUGAAGGCAAAGGAUUUACCUAGACCUAUCAUGUCUAUACUGGCUGACAAGAGCACGAUCACUGUCUCUCAAUACGUCGAUCGUGUUAAGUGCUAUUUCAGGAGAAAGGAAGGUAAGAGGAUUAUUCUACACAAGAUAUCCUUCCUAAUUGAGAAGAAUUUACCCUUUGACAUAAUUCAGGGUAUGGAUUGGCAUGAGGACGCCGACCUAGAAGUCAAGUUCAAAGAUAAAAUUGUCAAACUCCAGGACGAGAAGUCUGAAUUGCGUGCGAUAAAGUUGUAUCAUAAGUAUGGCUCUGACUCUACUCUGUCUUUCUAUUGUAUGAGUUACCCAGCUUUCCGAUCAAUGGUAGUAAAAAAGAAGUUGGAUCAUGAGGUGAUGAUGGUACUUGUCAAGCGAGUAGCUCAGCAGUCUAAGAUCCUGGUUGCUAUCCAGAGCUUGACUGCUCAGCUGACAGCCGCCAAGCUGAUUGCCCAUCAGCUCCCUCUGCUGAAACCCAAACCUUCUCCUCCUUCUUCGCCCCCUUCUACUCCCCCUGGUUCAGCACAUUCAUCCCGGUCACCAUCCCACUCCCAAAAGGCCUCAGCAAAGGCUACCUAUGCUGCUGUUACUGGAGGAGACUACAGAGGUCCCAAGAUCCCUGCUCCCAACAAGUUCAGGGGUGAUGACCCCAAGACCGAUGUUGGGGACUGGGCUGCUGGGACGAGAGCUUACUUGAGGGGAUUUGUCUGUGCAGAACAGACCAAGGUGGCGACUGUUCUGGGGCUGCUGGAAGGGCCUGCACUAAAGUGGGCCACUUCCACUUCCAGCAGUCUACAGCAGUCCCUGGAGGACUGGGCUUUUGGGCUUGGGGUGGACAGAUUUCUGCAGGCCCUGGAGGACAGAUUUGCAGACAAGGAGCGAGCCCGCAAGGCUGCUGACAGGAUUGCUCGCCUGGGACAGUCGCGGUACACUGGGACUCUGCAGGUGUUGUUUGCUGAGUUUGAGCAACUCACCUCCACCCCUGGGUUGGUCAUGUCUACUGACGAUCUGCUGACCAACUUUUGCAGGGCAGCGCCUGAGAAAUUUGUUGUUGCACUGUACAGCGCUGGGCACAAGGACUGGAGGUCCUUUGGCCGCGCAGCCCUGGAAACGGAGGCCAAGCUCCAUCAGGCGGUAGAUCAGUAUGCUGAUCUGAUGCAGGAGCCCUUUGGGUUACCCAACCGACCGACCAAGCAUCACAUCAAGCUGCUGCCUGGAGCGGUCCCUCCCAAGGGUCGCAUCUACAGGAUGUCCCCUGCUGAGUUUGAGGAGCUCAGAAAGCAGCUUGAGAACCUGACCAGCAAGGGUUGGAUCAGACCCAGCACUUCUGAAUUCGGUGCACCUAUUCUCUUUGUGCCCAAAGGGAACGGCGAGUUCAGAAUGUGCAUUGACUACAGGGGUCUCAAUAAGAUCACUAGGAAGAGUACUGAGCCACUUCCUAGGAUCGAUGACCUCCUAGACAUGGUGCAGGGCUGCAUAGUGUUCAGCAAAGUCGACCUCAAAUCUGGCUACCACCAGAUUGAGAUGGCAGAGGAGGAUGUCUAUAAGACAGCCUUCAAGACCAGGUAUGGGACUUAUGAGUUCCUGGUCAUGCCAUUUGGACUUUGCAACGGCCCAGACACCUUCCAGACAGAGAUGCACCGCAUCUUCAGGCCUUACCUGGACAAGUUCAUGGUUGUCUACCUGGAUGAUAUCUUGGUAUUCAGCCGGACUGCCAGGGAACAUGCGGAGCACUUGGCUCUUGUUCUUCAGUCGUUACGUGACAGUCAGUAUAAGAUCAACAGAGAGAAGUCCUCUUUUGGAGUUUCCUUUGUCAUCUAGCUGGGUCAUGUAAUCUUUGGAGAUGGUCUGGCUCCUGAAGCAGCCAAGAUUGCUGCUAUUCAGGAGUGGCCUCAGCCUCAGACAGU